This is a messenger RNA of Cryptomeria japonica (Japanese cedar), 1271 nucleotides long. RefSeq names its product L-ascorbate peroxidase 3. The coding region runs from base 171 to 1043 and encodes 290 amino acids. Lineage: Eukaryota; Viridiplantae; Streptophyta; Pinopsida; Cupressales; Cupressaceae. The transcript is spliced from 9 exons. The record is from RefSeq and is a predicted model, not a curated record. Gene Ontology annotation, molecular function: peroxidase activity; heme binding. Gene Ontology annotation, biological process: cellular response to oxidative stress; hydrogen peroxide catabolic process; response to reactive oxygen species.
CUGAAGAAAAAGCGAAAAAAACCCAUGCCCGCGACUUAAAUAUCUCCACAUGCUAAGUUUAUCGCCAUCUGAUUGGCACAGUUACUCCACAGCCCUAUUUGUGUGUAUCGGAGCUCCAAGUUUCGAAUCCCACUAACGAAGUUCAUUUUCUUCAGGCAAAGAAAGUACCAAUGGCUCCUCUGGUGGACGCGGCCUACUUGAAGUCCAUCGAUAAGGCACGCAGAGAUCUUCGGGCUCUCAUUGCCGAGAAGAAUUGUGCGCCAAUCAUGCUUCGUCUCGCAUGGCAUGAUGCAGGCACUUAUGAAGCCAAAACAAAGACAGGUGGGGCAAAUGGUUCAAUUCGAAAUGAGGAGGAAUACACACAUGGUGCAAACAGUGGCUUGAAAAUUGCCCUUGACAUGUGUGAAUCAAUCAAAGGCAAGCACCCAAAUAUUACAUAUGCUGAUCUAUACCAGCUGGCUGGCGUGGUUGCUGUCGAGGUUACUGGAGGUCCUACAGUUGAAUUUGUGCCUGGUCGUAAGGAUUCAUUAGUCUCAACAAGAGAAGGACGGCUUCCCGAUGCCGAGAAAGGUUCGGAUCACCUUAGGAAUGUAUUUUACAGGAUGGGCCUAUCUGACAAGGAUAUUGUGGCUCUUUCUGGAGCACACACAUUGGGAAGAGCCCACCCAGAAAGGUCAGGCUUUGAAGGAGCAUGGACCAAACAACCUCUUAAGUUUGAUAAUUCAUAUUUUAUAGAGCUGCUCCAAGGAGGAACUGAAGGAUUGCUUCAAUUACCAACUGACAAAUGUUUAGUAGAGGAUCCUCGUUUUUGUCCAUAUGUGGAACUUUAUGCUAAGGAUGAGGAUGCAUUUUUCAAAGACUAUGCAGAGGCACAUAAAAGACUUUCUGAACUAGGAUUCAGGGAUCCAAGCAGCCUUCCUUCAGGAUCUGGUUUUGAAGCGAGCACAUCCACAGUGCUGGCACAGGGGGCUGUUGGAGUUGUAGUUGCUGCAGCAGUUGUUGUUUUUGGUUACUUUUAUGAAGUUAAGAAAAGAGCAAAGUGAGACUAGGAUGCCUGAUAUAUCAAACCCAGGUUAAUGACAAUGAAAAUUAAUGAUGCUUUCAAGUUAUAUACUAAAUUGAGUUGCUGCUGAUAGAUUCCUUUAUUCAAGUUAUAUUGUAAUCGUACAGGGGUAAGUUUUAGAAGUUAGAACAGCGCUCCAUCUAUCAUAAAUAUACAUGUACUAUGAUAUUUUUUAAUUAAAUUAAAUUUACGUGUCAUUUUUUAUAAA